AUGAAAUGCAUUUGCAAAAAUACAUCAAAAGACUUAAUUAUAUCAAUAAAAGACGAUAAUGUAGUUUUUUAAGCUUGUAAUUAUUGUAUAUUUCAUGGAUAGGCAAUGACAAACAAAACGUUAUCUGUAAAUUUCAAGGUUGUUAUGAUUUUAGUGAUAGUAGUGAUAAUGAUAAUUAAAUAAUUCGAUUAAUGUCUUAGAUCUCAUGUAAGAAUAUUGAUAAGAAUUCUUUCAAAUAAAUCCUUGAAAUAAAUACUGAUUGUUCAAAUGUAAUAUUGGUUCUCAAUUUAGCAUUCCAAAAUGUUUAUUAAUAGUGACACCAAUUUUAGACUUGUGAGUUCUACACAUUCAACUUCGGCUAAUAGUCCAACAAUAAAAGAAACAAAAAAAAAGAAAAAGUAAAAACCAAAAAACAAUGAAUCUCAACCAAAAUCAGAAGUUGAAAAAUCAAAAUAAAUCUCUGAUUCAAAGAAUUCAUCCAAACAAACCAAAUAUUGUUCUUUAGUAAAUGAAGAUAUUAGAAUAUUCGAAGAAAAAAUAAAAUAAUACACAUCUGAAAUGGAUGACUCCUAAAAAAUAGUCUUAAAUCUCCCAUAGGAAUGGAUUAAAAAAUUUGGAAUUCAAAAAAAAAAAAAAUGA
Messenger RNA from Paramecium tetraurelia, 639 nucleotides. RefSeq lists its product as uncharacterized. The record is from RefSeq and is a predicted model, not a curated record. The transcript has a single exon. NCBI's taxonomy places the organism in Eukaryota, Ciliophora, Oligohymenophorea, Peniculida, Parameciidae.